Candida tropicalis MYA-3404 is the source of this 1356-nucleotide messenger RNA. It is a transcript of the gene HOS2, whose product is annotated as histone deacetylase. The transcript has a single exon. The record is from RefSeq and is a predicted model, not a curated record. Lineage: Eukaryota; Fungi; Ascomycota; Pichiomycetes; Serinales; Debaryomycetaceae. Gene Ontology annotation, molecular function: histone deacetylase activity. The coding region runs from base 1 to 1356 and encodes 451 amino acids.
AUGACUAUUCCGACAUCAGAGACAGAGACUUUCACUGCAGAUACGAAAACACAAGAGCAUUCGCCUCUUUAUAACCCAAACUCCAUCUCAAAUACCAAUGUAUCUUAUCAUUAUAAUCCAGCAGUAAGUCAUUUCCAUUAUGGUGCAUUACAUCCAAUGAAACCUUUCAGAUUGAUGUUGACUGAUCAUCUAGUGAUAUCUUAUAAAUUAUACGAGAAGAUGGAUUUAUACACACCCAGAGAAGCAACAGAAGAAGAAUUAUUAGAAUUUCAUUCUGAGGAUUAUAUAAAUUUCUUACAAACCAUUACACCCGACAAGGUCAAAAAUUUGAGUAAUGACACACUUAUUAAGUUUAAUAUUGGUGAUGAUUGUCCUAUAUUUGAUGGAAUGUAUGAUUAUAGUGCGAUAUAUGCUGGUGCUUCAUUAGAUGCCACAAGAAAACUAAUGAGUGGGAUGUCAGAUAUUGCCAUUAAUUGGUCUGGUGGUUUACAUCAUGCAAAAAAGUCAGAACCAUCUGGGUUUUGUUAUGUUAAUGAUAUUGUAUUGAGCAUUAUAAAUUUAUUAAGAAAACAUCCAAGAGUAAUGUAUAUUGAUAUUGAUUUGCAUCAUGGGGAUGGGGUUCAAGAAGCAUUUUAUAAUACUGAUAGAGUAAUGACGGUUAGUUUUCAUAAAUACAAUGGGGAAUUUUUCCCAGCAACAGGUUCUGUGGAUGAAGUAGGUGUUGGUAAAGGAGAAAAUUUUGCCAUUAAUGUACCACUACGAGAUGGAAUUGAUGAUGAAUCAUAUAUUAGAUUAUUUAAACUGAUAAUGGAACCACUAAUAUCAAAAUUUCAACCAACAUGUAUAGUACAACAAUGUGGGGCCGAUUCUUUGGGAUACGAUAGAUUAGGUUGUUUUAAUUUAAACAUACGAGCUCAUGGAGAAUGUGUGAAAUUCAUCAAAUCAUUUGGAAUACCAAUGUUGGUAGUGGGAGGUGGUGGAUAUACUCCGAGAAAUGUUAGUAGAUUAUGGUGUUAUGAGACUAGUGUAUUGAAUGAUGUUACUUUGGAUCACAAGAUACCCAAUUAUUUACCAACUUAUGAUUGGUUUGGUCCAGAUUAUUCUCUCCAUCCACAAUUAGAUGGUAGAAUUGAUAAUAAGAAUUCUAAAAAAUACUUGCAAAGUGUUCAAACUAAAAUUAUGGAACAAAUACGUUAUUUGAACCAAGCCCCAAGUGUACAAAUGUAUGAGAUACCACCGGAUUUUACAGGUUUAACAGAUGAAGAGGAUAAAGCUAUUGCUGAGAUGAACCAAGAUGCAGAAAGAGAAGAAAGAAUGAUGAAAGAUGACGUUAGAACUGGUGAGCUAAUGACGUAA